AUGAACCACGCCCACACUCUUCCGACUAAAGCCCAUGACAACAUCUCAACUGGGCUUCAAGGACCUACAGGCACCUCUAACCGCUCUUCUUGCCAAACACCCACCAAACAGAGCGACAACGCGUACAUCAAGCGCAUCGAAGACAGAGUCGCCGGUGAAGCAGGUGAGAUAAGCACCACGCGCGAUUGCCUUGAUCAAGCAAUGUGGAAACGCCUCAAGAAGCUGGCAAAGAAGACAUCGCACUGCCUCGGAGAGGAGGCAUCCAGCGCGAAACCAGCAAAGAAGCCAAAGCAGACUGCUCCGGCAUACGGCGAAUACUCCAUGCCAUACAUUUUCUGUUAG
Molecule: messenger RNA, 342 nt
Organism: Alternaria ethzedia
Lineage: Eukaryota; Fungi; Ascomycota; Dothideomycetes; Pleosporales; Pleosporaceae
Exons: 2
Coding region: 1-342 (113 amino acids)
Source: RefSeq, a predicted model, not a curated record